UGUUGUCAUUCGUUUUUAGUUGGUUUUAAAAAAGUUGCUCGCAUUCGCACCUCGAAGUGGCUGCUUCAGUAGAUUACUGGAUCCGCGGCAACAUUCGCGAAAUCGUUAGAACAAAAUUCCAGUGACAAAGUUCCAGUGAAAUGAACAUGGACGAUGAUCAGUUCGACCGGUUGGAUGUGCUGCUAGAGCACCACGAAGACAUCGGUACCCGACAGAUCAGCCAGGAGCCGGAACGUAUUUCGGACGAAAGUUUCACGCGGAUUUGCUCAAAUUGUUGCUCUGGUGUGGAAGGGUUAACCGAUGUGUUACAACCGCUACUGGAUAAACUGGCCAGUAUCGGCACUGAUCGUAGUGAUCCGAAUGCUGCAUACGAAAGAGGAACGGUUCUAAGAGAGAUUAUCUCGGAAGUCUUAACGCGCAUAGAUGACUUCCGGUCUCUCGAACAAUAUUUAUGGUUGGUUAAAUUCUCCGUUGGAUUGAGCCUUCUACAAAAUGUUCCAGCGGGGAUAAGUUUUGAAACGAACAGGGUCAUUCGAGCUGUGUCCAAUCUAGACACGGAAACGUACGAGUUCGACCCGCUAAUGAUUCACACAAUUGCUAAAAAUCUACUCGAAGACAUCCCGCUCGAUGGUAUGAACCUGAUUCAUGUGAUCAAAAAAUUAGCCGUACUCAACCAGAAACUGUUCUACUACGUCUCAACGACGCUAAUAUUCGCCGGUAUCUGUCGCUACACAGCCGAAGCCGAACCAACGCCGAUUAAAAUGUACCGGCUGCACAGCUUUCCGGAAGUUCUCGCACAGCUGGAGACGCUCAAAAUCGGUGAUCUGCAGCGUAAGCUGGACAUCCGUCGGUUGUUUUUGCUGUUGAAGCUACUUUCCGCCUAUCAGAAUGCGGUCAUUCUAAGGCACAGUGCCGUGGUGCGACGGGACGUGGAGGAACAGCAUCAGUGUUUUGCGGAGUUUUUCCGCGUUUCGCUGGUUGAGAAAAAGGUCUACCUGCGUUGGCUGUGCACGGUGCGGAAUGUCGUGAGCAGUUUGAACAGUAAAUCAUGCCUGCAGAAGAUUGCGGAUAAGGAGGAUUUUCUGCUGGUGAUUGAACUAAUUGAUCUGGAUAUGAUACCGUUGAUGGAAGAUGACAUAGGCGAAGAGAAGUAAGUGUGCUCAAAUUAUCUGCGUUUCGAAUUCCAUGAUGAUUAUAGUGAUAUGAGGCAAUCCUUCAAAAUUUGAAAUGUGAUACUCAGUUGCUUUAAUGCUUCGAUUUAAAAUAAAUGUUAGGAUACCGUUCGCGUGUUAAACGUUCAAAA
Topomyia yanbarensis is the source of this 1303-nucleotide messenger RNA. RefSeq lists its product as uncharacterized. Lineage: Eukaryota; Metazoa; Arthropoda; Insecta; Diptera; Culicidae. The transcript has 3 exons. The record is from RefSeq and is a predicted model, not a curated record. Bases 141 to 1154 code for a protein of 337 amino acids.